AUGUGGAGCGUCUUCCAGGACGUGAUCUCUCCGAGGGUGUUCAUGCCAUCGCCGACCGCGGCCCGCGCAAAGGGAGAGGCCGAGGUAUUUCCGGAAGAGCUAGAUGCCGCGCUGGCGGUCCGUUGCAUGGCCGCCUUCCUGGAGCGGAUGAGGGAGGAGAGCGUGGCCGGCAUCAUGGUGCCCAUCAUCCAGUUUUUGCUUUGGCCUGCAGUCCCUGAGCUGGGUGCAGAGGCGCUUGACAGCCUGGCCAAGCUGAGUGCAGCGCAUGCGCUCGAGGACCUGGCCAUGGCGGAGGCUGUGCAUCUCGAAAGGCAACUUGCCUGGCGCCAAAUGCUGGAGAUGCUUCCGGGCCAGGCGUACAUGCCGAACCCCUUCAGGCCAGCAGUCCUCGCCAUGCUCGAUGUUCACAUCUCCGGCAUCGGAGACGGGCCCCGUCCGCAGCUCCAAGAUCUGUGCACAGAGGAUGAGAGUGCGGUGUCGGCCGACAUGGCCACCUGGAUGCUGCGAGAGUGCCGGGCAUCCCUGUACCCGGAGCUUUUUCAAGAUACAGGGCUCUUGCCGAGAGAGGUCCCUGCACGCUCGGUGAAGAAAGUAAUCGAGGUUCCGAGCCAGAUGCCAUCUGCAAAGGAAGGUGGCACCGACGCUUCCGUCUUCGACCGCUUGAGCCAGUUCUUGCAAAGUGCGCGCUGCAUGUA
Molecule: messenger RNA, 695 nt
Organism: Symbiodinium pilosum
Lineage: Eukaryota; Dinophyceae; Suessiales; Symbiodiniaceae
Source: the annotation of a GenBank genome assembly